CACCAGUUCUUCUCUUGGCUCGUGUACUACACGUUCCAAUCACAAAACCCAUUGGAAUGAACCCAUUGGAAAGUUGGCGACACCGCAGCAGAAGGGAGCGUGGAGUUUGAGCUUCUUUACCUUCACCAUCGCUAGCAAAUGCAUCUGCUUUUUCACCUUCUCGCUGCCCUUUAACACCGAAAGAGGAAGAAACGCAGAGCAGACUGCCCAGAAACACAGCUUACAUAUUUGGAAAUCAAGCUGAUUCCAAUGGCAGACAACAAGGAAGAAGACCCAGAAACAGCCCCACCUCCAUUUUACUCGCUGUUUAUGAGAGUUAUGAGCAAAAGAAGGACAUGGGUAUGUCUUUUUGUUCUGGUUUAUGCCCUUAUUUUGUCUUCUUCUUGGAAUUUCCUCGCUUCCAUACUCUCUUGGUACAAAUCCCAAGUGGGGGUUUCUUCUGCUUCAUUUGGGUGGCCUGCGAUUUACGCAUCUCUGCUUCUUGGGGCAGUUUUUGGGGUUCUUUCCAUGGUGGCUGCUCUGGCGGUGAUGGUUCCGGCCACGCUCGUCACUUGGAUCACCAUCGUCGUCUUGCUUUACUUCUUUGGGAAGCCGCGGAGGGCGCUGGUGGUGGAGGGGAGGAAGAUCACCAGAGAGAUUUUUGGGGUUGUGCUCAGGAUUUUGUUGAAGGAAGGGAAUGUGGUGGCUGCUGUUUGUGCUCUUCUGGGUUACUUUGCGCUCUUUAGGAAGACUAAUGACAGUUAAAAAGUUGCUUAAUUGCCUCACUUUUGAUGGCUAAUUUUGGUUGGGGGAGGAUUGAGGAACAGUUUGGGGUUUUGGAUCUAAUGGGUAUAUCUGAAAUUUCUGUGUAGCUGAAGCAAUGUUAUCUGGUGUUCUGGAUUUGGGAAAUUUGUUUCAUAGGGGUUUUUCUGGUUUACCUCUUCCUUGUAACUGUAGGAUUGUUGGGUUUAUGUAGAUUACCACUUGUUCUUCACUUUUUUGGCGUCAAGUUCAUCUCCUCAAAUGCUUCCCAACUGCAAAUUUACACUUGUCUUUUUUGUAAUGGAUGGAAUACAGGUAAAUCUGAAACUAAUUGGUUGGAAA
Messenger RNA from Momordica charantia (bitter melon), 1083 nucleotides. RefSeq lists its product as uncharacterized. The record is from RefSeq and is a predicted model, not a curated record. NCBI's taxonomy places the organism in Eukaryota, Viridiplantae, Streptophyta, Magnoliopsida, Cucurbitales, Cucurbitaceae.